CUUGCAAUCAUGAUGGUGAAAGAACCUAAACCUCAUUUCUUGAAACGAGCUGCAGUCUGGGCAUAUCAAAACAAAUUUGCAUCAUUUCUUAUCAUUACUACAGCAGUCUAUUUGGCAACAUAUCCCUUGAUUGAGCCUAAGGUGUCAACAUCAGGAGAGAGGGCAGCAUGGACAGACAAAAAGAAGUGAUGUAUUGCCAUGGGAUCUCAACAGCAUAGCUCACAGCUCCAUCUCCAUCAUCAGACACUAGACGACCCUUCAUUGCUUGCUGCACUCCAUAAUUUCUGUUAUCUCCUGUCUUCUUGCAUGGGACCGCCAUGGCCGUAUCAAAACCAUUCAAAAUUGCAUAGGAGGGCCUUUGAUGCUGACAUCCUGCUCCACUCGCCUACUUCAGUCUGUGUCAUUCUCUCGCCCAUGUUUGUGUCUUAUUGUUCAUAAUAUCCAGGAACACUUGAAUAAUCAUUAUGAUGGUGGCCUUUUGACAGGCACCUUGUGUCUGCAUCUUAUUAAAAAUGCACUUGACAUUCCAAAUGUGGAGAGAAAGUAUGUGAGAAAGGCUUAUGAAAUACUUGUGAACUGCGUCAAUGAUUAUAUUGCUUCUGAUGCCUGCCCAGUCAGAGUGAAUGUAGACACAUCAAAUGUUAGUGUUAUGUUGGCCUUUAUAAGAGGCAUAGUCUCCACCAAACCAGUAUGUGAUUUGAGGGGAGUUUCUUUACAUCACUUUUGUAUGGUAAUACUUAGAGCUUUUCUGAACUCUGUACCUGAUGUGCCCAAAACAUUUAGCUCAGACAGGAUUUUUGUUCUUCAUUUUCUUAAAUCAGACAUUAUGUUGACUGAAGUAUUAGAAGGAUUGUUAAUAGAGUUUUCAGAACUAUCAGCACUUCAUGGCGAACAAAAAUUGAAUCCUGUUUUUGCCACAACAACUGUGGGAAAUGUUAUUAAAACAGCUGUUGUGAGCAUUUCAAUGUCGGGAGAUGCUGAGGAGACAUUAAAUGCAAGGUACGAGGGUAGCAUGGAAUUGAUCCAGUCUGCUGCUGAUCACAUUGUGAGCAAGAUGAUUGCCUUCGUUGACUCGCUCGUAGAAAGAAAUGUGGGGCUGCUGUUAUGCCAAAAGGUUAUCCACCCGAAGGUGAAAUCCUAUCUGCGGCAGAGAGGGAUCAUCUUUGUUGAUCGUAUAGGACUCCAGCUCAUGCCCUAUGUUCUGGAUCUGACAGGAGCUACAGCAGUAACUUCAGUAUUAGUUUCACCAUCAGAGGAAUACAUUGGUUUUCUCAACAGUGCAGAUCAUCGCAUAGUCCAGAACAAAAGUUAUUUAUAUUUGAGGCAGACCAACAGUUUUGUGUGCACUCUACUUCUUUGUGCUGCUUGGGAUGAACAGCUUGCAGAACUUACGUCUGUUACCAAGUCAGUAGUGCAUAGUCUUUAUGAGGUGCUGAAGAAGCCUGUCCUGCUUUGUGGCGGUGGAUGCUGGCAGAUUCAUAUGGCGAGCUUUGUCAGGCAUCUGGUUUUAGAAAAAGAAGAGGAAAUGGGACACAAGCUUCACAUUUCCAGGGCACAGCUGAUGGCUGCUGCAGAAUCAUAUGCCCAGAGUUUUGAAGCUGUGGCUCGAAUUUUAGUGCCUGAUAUCAAAGACUGUUGGAUUGAUUGUGAAAACUGGCAUCUUUGGCAAGACCUGCCUGAUUCCACCAGUUCUUUGCAGACAAAAUGCUUUUCUUGCAAAUGUGGGCUUAUAGUGAAAUCAGAUGGGUCUGCCUUAAACCUGCAACCUUUAUCUGGAAGUGGUAGGAACAUUCAAGCACAUCAUCAGUUAAUAGCUGGUGAAUGUCACAGAAGACCACAUCUUAUUGGAAAACACUCUUGUUUUGAAAACCUCAUGCUUGACAGUCUGGAGUGUGUCAUGUCUGCAAUUAGAACAGCAGCAUUGAUGGCUUGUACAGUGCUAUCCAUUACUCAGUUUGUGCAUGAAUCUUGAUUGUUCUUGAAAGCCAGCCCACGCAGAAAACAAAACUAAAGGCUGUGUAUAUGUUUUAAAAAUCUUCAACCAAUUUGUUACAAAAAUAAAUUUGUUUCUGUAAAAGCAUAUGAUAAAUUGACUUCACAUUCAAAAGUAAUACCAUUGGUGUAGCUUGUUUAAUGACAUCCACAGCAGAAUUAUGAAGAUAUGUUGAUAGUUGACCCUAAAAAUUUUCUCUGGUGUUGGCCUUCAAUCAAGUGAUAUUUUUGUUGAGGUCUUUGAGGUAUGAUGUACGGAAUGAAUUUAAUAUUAGUAAAUUUGUUUAAUUUGUGGUGUCAAAGUGAUCCCUUGAUGCAAAAUCAAAUGACAAGGGUGCAGUUUAGAUAAGCGGUUCUCAACCAGUGGUACAUGUACCACUAGGGGUACAGCAAGGGUUUCACAGCGACAUAAAUAAGUGCAUGCCAUUAUGAAAAUAAAUACUUUUAUGUGCAAACUUACACAUGAGGGGUACCCGCAGACAUACCUUCACCUUUUGGGGGUACAGUCGCAAAAAUGGUUGAGAAUCUGGCUUAGAUCGUUUUGUCAUUUUUAGAAGUUGAGGCACUUGUUUUUGCAAGUGUGACAUUCUGGUAAAAUGUGCAUAGAUAUGUGAGUUUUGUCAUCAUUACAGAAAGAGAUGUGAAAUUCACAUGAGCGUGCGCAAGUGGAUGCCAGAUGCAUUUCAUUCAAGUGCUUGCCUUUCAUAGAGUAUGUUACAAGUGUGUGUGUGUUUCAUGCAGUUAUUCCUUACUCUUUGUUUCUUGCCUCUGCCAAGAAAUAAAAAAGUUCUCUCAGAGAAUGAAAAGCUAAAGGAA
Messenger RNA from Pomacea canaliculata, 2808 nucleotides. RefSeq names its product McKusick-Kaufman/Bardet-Biedl syndromes putative chaperonin-like. Bases 362 to 1972 code for a protein of 536 amino acids. The record is from RefSeq and is a predicted model, not a curated record. Gene Ontology annotation, biological process: intracellular transport; chaperone-mediated protein complex assembly; cilium assembly. Gene Ontology annotation, cellular component: nucleus; cytoplasm; kinociliary basal body. Lineage: Eukaryota; Metazoa; Mollusca; Gastropoda; Architaenioglossa; Ampullariidae. The transcript has 5 exons. Gene Ontology annotation, molecular function: ATP binding.